Lindgomyces ingoldianus is the source of this 1197-nucleotide messenger RNA. RefSeq lists its product as uncharacterized. Bases 1 to 1197 code for a protein of 398 amino acids. The record is from RefSeq and is a predicted model, not a curated record. The transcript has 12 exons. Lineage: Eukaryota; Fungi; Ascomycota; Dothideomycetes; Pleosporales; Lindgomycetaceae.
AUGGGCAAUCUUGUGGAUGACCGGCUGCAACAGUACCCUUUGACCCAAGAUCUAGAUGAGCCCCCACCAAUCUUCAAACAAGGUUACACCAACGGACUUCGGCAAAAAGAUAUUUUAACUUUCAGACCCCAAAGGAAUCACCAGGAUGGACGAGGUACUCAAACGGGGCUAUCAAGAAUUUGGGUGUGUGGCGCGACGGUACGAAACUGCCAAUUUAAUGCCAACCUAAACAUAUAUCUACGCUCUUCUACUCUGAGUCGUCUUGCAGCCACCUGGAAUCCCCUGGUUUUUAUACUUCCGACUGCCUGGUAUAUAGCGACUUCUCUAUCUCCUUAUUCAGCCAACACCUACAAACAAUUAAACAAGACGAAGCCUAAUAUGAUGUAUCACGACUCUCCCUACCUAAAUUUCCGAUGCACCCAAACAAAACUUUGCAAUAUUUGUCUCACCUCCAUUCAGCCCCCCGCCCCCCGCCCUCUCACGCCCUCACUGCAGCAGGAGGAGCUUCAUCGAAACCCAAGCAGAUGCAUGCGAGAUGCAUCUAGUGAUCCGGCUCAUGUUCUCACCUUAUUCGGGUAUGACAAUUUAUAUGUGCGAUACUUCGAGUGUAGAAUAGUAUGGUUCCACGGAUUCUUGCAUGUGUGCGUGAAGAGAGGAUGUAUAAAGGAGAGCGCUUUCCCGCGAAAUCGAAGACUGGAUUUUUCUCUCACCAUCUUUCUAGACUUCAUAGAAAAUCCAAAACCUUCUGUUCCAAGCGUCGCUAUGCUUUCUCCAGUCAAAUCAGUCGUUCUCUCCCUCUCAUUCCUCUCCGCUUUCGUCGCUGCUGCUCCUGCCGCGGAGGCUGACGCUGGGGUUGAACUCACUAAGCGUGGGUCUUGGGAUGCAAUCGUCUACUCAGGCCCGAAUUGCAACUCGGGUAGCGCAACAAAAGUCCAUGGCGAAGGAGGAGGAUGCUACCAUCCCGGAGGCCAGAGCAUCAAUAUCCAGUUAAAUGGAGGGUGCAAGUGGAAGAGUUAUUCUGGAACAAAUUGUGCAGGGUCGAACAAGGGGCUUGGAGGCGGGUGUAACAAGGUCACCUUUGGAUCAUAUUUGUGGCUGGUGGCUUGGAUGCUAGAAAAGGGACACUCUUUCAGGAUGGUGAUGGAUUUUGGAAUUGCCUACUGGCCUCCUAGACACAAUGAAAUUAUGGAAAUUUAA